Messenger RNA from Brienomyrus brachyistius, 5276 nucleotides. RefSeq names its product transcription factor 12-like. Gene Ontology annotation, cellular component: transcription regulator complex. Gene Ontology annotation, molecular function: RNA polymerase II cis-regulatory region sequence-specific DNA binding; protein dimerization activity; DNA-binding transcription factor activity, RNA polymerase II-specific. Lineage: Eukaryota; Metazoa; Chordata; Actinopteri; Osteoglossiformes; Mormyridae. Gene Ontology annotation, biological process: regulation of transcription by RNA polymerase II. The record is from RefSeq and is a predicted model, not a curated record.
CGUCAGCGUGGUGCUGAGGUUUGCUUAGCAAAAAUGUCUGCCUAAGGGAAACUCGCAAGUUACAUUCAGGGAAUAUUUUGCAAAAUAAUACGGCAAGUAUCGUGAUUCCGGACUCGGCCGGGUGCGAAGAAGGAAAAUAAGACUCCCUUUCUCACGCCAGAUCGCCCUAGUUGGAUUUUUAACAGGAAAAGGCGUAGUUAAGGACCGCCAGGAUGAACCCUCAACAGCGGAUUGCCGCUAUUGGAACUGAUAAAGAAUUGAGUGAUCUGCUGGAUUUUAGUGCGAUGUUUUCUCCUCCGGUAAACAGUGGGAAAAACAGGCCAACCACCUUGGGAAGCAGCCAGUUCAAUGCAUCAGGAAUGGAUGAGAGGAGCAGCCAUUCUUCCUGGGGCACAGGUGGCCAGCCCAGUCCAUCCUACGAGUCCUCCAGGGGUUUUGCAGACAGCCCUCAUUAUGGUGAUCACUUGAGCGACAGUCGAUUAGUGUCCCACGAAGGCAUGUCCUCGACACCUUUCAUGAACUCCAGCAUGACGGGUAAAACAGAGAGGAGUCCCUUCCCCACGUACGGCCGGGAGCCUGCCGUCUCCGGCUGCUCGUCGGGCCUUCGGAGCGACGUGGGGCUGGCGGGUCCGGCGUCCGGCGCCGCGCCCGGAAAGGCUGCCCCUCCCUUCUUCUUUUCCGGCACCAACCCGAGAAGAAGACCCCUUCAGGAUCCGGCCCCCAUGGAUCCCUUACAAACAAAGAAAAUACGGAAGGUUCCCCCAGGACUGCCGUCAUCCGUUUAUGCACCGUCCCCGAACUCGGACGACUUUAACAGGGACUCGCCCACCUUUCCGUCCCCAAAGCCUCCCAGCAGCAUGUUUGGAAGCACUUUUUUUGACGGGUCCCAUAAUUCCUCUGACCCCUGGAAUUCCUCUAACGGGAUCAGCCAGCCCGGAUACGCCGGGAUGCUUGGAGGAUCGCAGUCGGGAAACUACGGCAACCUGCACUCACAUGAGCGCCUGAACUACCCCCCCCACUCCAUGUCCCCGACGGACAUCAGCUCCAGUCUUCCUCCCAUGUCCAGCUUCAACCGCAGCAACGCCAGCGCUUCGCCCUACGUCACCGUGUCCCACGCAUCGCCCGCUACCGCCACCGACACCGUCAUGGCGGGGAACCGUGGAAACGCCGCAGGGGGGUCACAGACUGGAGACGCGCUGGGGAAGGCCCUGGCCUCUAUAUAUUCACCUGACCACACCAGCAGCAGCUUUCCUUCCAAUCCUUCCACACCUGUGGGCUCGCCAUCGCCCCUCGCUGGCACAGCCGGAACAACAGGAUCCAGCCAGUGGCCCCGAGCUGCUGGCCAGACCCCCCCAUCCCCUGGCUAUGAGAGCUCCCUGCACUCCCUGAAAAGCCGAGUCCAUCAGCAGCUCCAUGAGCAUCUGCAGGGUGCCAUGUCUUUCUUAAAGGAUGUUUGCGAGUCGCGGAUGGAGGACCGCCUGGACCGGCUAGAUGAUGCCAUCCACGUCCUGCAGAAGCACGCUGGCGCCUCCAGUGGCCUCCCCGGGGACAUACACGGGCUCCUGGGCCAGACACACAACGGGCCAGUGGCGUCCAUGGCAGCGAACUACCCCGCGUCUGCGCUGGCCGCCAGCCGCACUGCCGCCAUGGGAGGACCUCACCGUGACGAAGCUUCCAGUCUUAACAAUCACACCGGCCUGCCCAGCACUGCCCCCGCUACCAGCACCGACGUCAACCAUCAGGCAGAUGGCUUCAGAGGUCUCGGAACAUCCCUGCCCACUCAAGGUGCCCUCAAGGUGGAGAAGCAAGACAAGGACGAUAUGCAGGACCACUCGUCCGACGACCUGAAGUCCGACGACGAGAGCGAUAAGAGGGACGUGAAGACUCCCAGGGGAGGGACCCGAACCAGCAGUAUCAACGAGGACGAGGACCUGAACCCCGAGCAGAAGGCGGAGCGUGAGCGGGAGCGCAGGAUGGCCAACAAUGCGCGGGAGCGGCUGCGCGUGCGCGACAUCAACGAGGCCUUCAAGGAGCUGGGCCGCAUGUGCCAGCUGCACCUGAAGAGCGAGAAGCCGCAGACCAAGCUGCUGAUCCUGCACCAGGCCGUGGCCGUCAUCCUCAGCCUGGAGCAGCAAGUGCGAGAGAGGAAUCUAAACCCCAAAGCGGCCUGUCUUAAGAGGAGAGAAGAGGAGAAAGUGUCCGGUGUGUCUGUGGACCCCCAGCAGGCCCAUUCGGGGGUGCACCCCAGCCUGGCCGACACAGCCAACCCUAUGGGCCACCUUUGAGCAGCCUCUAGAUGACAUCAUCUAGAUCUGUAUGAUAAAGAAUGGCUGACCUUGCUUCCUGAGGACAGACAGGACUCACGUUCGUGACACAAAAUUUGAGAAGACAAACCACUUGAAGCAAAAAUCCAGCAAAAGCAAUCCUGAGAUUGAGUAAAACUGGCGGCUCCCUCCCCCUGCGAAGAUUCCACCCCCCUCCCCCCCCAAGUUGAUCAGCGAAUUUCUGCCCACGAGUAAAAACUUGAGCACAUAUCACUCUGUUUGCACGCGGCGUGUCGAAUCUGAACAAUCGGAGGUCGAGGAGAUCCUCCCUCCUCCAGUUGUGGAAGACAUGGACUUGUGCCUAAACUGAAUUGACGAAUGCAUUGUAAUCACAUUUGUUUGUUUUUGUUUUUUUAUUUAUUGUGUUACUGAGGUUUAAGAAAAAAAAACAGUCUGUGUCUACAGGGAAAGUUAUGACGUCGCUUUUAGAGGCAAAUGAUGUUUCAGGCGAUUUCCUGUCGACCAGGGCCCUGGUCCGUCUCACAAAGUACCAGACAUCUGUCCUGUCCCAUCUGACUGGGCCAGACAGCUGGACCAGGAAGUUUGUACAUUUUAUUAUUACUUUUUAACCAGUUCAGGCUGAGAAAUGAAUUUCCCAUCUGAGAAUUUAUGGCGCAGACCAUUGUUUUAAAGAAAAAUGCAUAUUAAAUUCAUUCCACAAAUUUCAGCAAGUAGCCGAAACAUACUUAACUUGUCGUUUGUGUAGUACAGUCCAUGCAGGAUGCUACUAGACCGACUGUUACUGUCGACAGCUGGAGCGACAUGCCAACAUGGCACCGUUCGUUUAUGAGUACAGCAGGGAAAUGCUUCCCCAAGGACGAUGAGCUGUGGUUCUCUGCAAAGGUCAACUGAAAGGUCAAAUACAAUCUGGAUUUUUUUUUUAUAAUAAUGAUAUUAAUAAUAGCCCCUGUUCGAAGACGGGCCCAUGCAUUAUCCCAGUAUUACCACACAGGUGCAACUGGAGUGCAAACUUCAUUUUGCACAAGUAUUUUAAAAGCCCUGGGUGGGGGUUGAUGGAGCGCCUCGCCGGUUCUGCUGAACCUGGUGGAGAGCACCGAGCCCCUCGAUGGCCGGCAGGGUGGGCCGCUCGGGUUAGGGCACCGCGUUCUGUCUCCAACCCCCAGGUACCGCUAGGAGCCACUUAAGCGGAUCAGAAGCGGCAGAGAGAGCGAAGGCUUUAGCGCCCCCUGGCUGCGUAAAGGAACCCUAACGUCGUCUUAUUCCUUUGCCAUAUAGUGUUCGGUGUAAGAGAAAAAAACAUAUUGCUGUUUCCGCCGUUUGUUUUAUAUGUUUGCUUUUUGCCCUCUGGUCAUGUGAGCGACCUCGGCCAAGCUUCUACCCCAACUUUCCGGCCUUCCGUCACGCCGUUUGCACUAUCAGAGCUCACCAACAUGUAAGCGAAACCAUGACCAUUGCCUCAUCUGGCCUGAGUUCAAGCAUCGCAUCAUUAUCUUGCUGUCAAAAAAAAAAAACAGAAAAAUACAUACUUAUGUACGUCAAGUUCUUUUUUUUUAUUUGUAAUUAUAAACAAAUAAUACUUUCUAGGCUUCAUAGAAAAGCUUGUAAUGUCCAGUGUGGAAUGAGCAGAUGGAGAUUCUAAGUUAUUUAGAAUGGCUUUGGACUGUUGUUGUUCUUUGUUUGUUUGUUUGUUUGUUUCAUUUAAGCAGCAAAAUACUAAACACUUAAUACACUUUUAAAGAGUGCUGGGAGAGCUGUGUGCAGAAGGGCCCCUUAGUGCAAGGUACAGCUAGGGGACAUAAGAAUCAGACAGGCCGCCCCCCCCCCCCCCCCCCCCCCCCCCGUCCUUCCGCCCCUGCUUGGACAGACAGCGAAACGAUGAACAAAAGCAGUUUUGAACAUACAUUCAUUUCUCUUUUUAUAUCAAGAUCUGCUGAGGAAAAAGAGUGGUAGAUGCUUUCAUCUUGCUAAUUUGUCUGUGUGUGUGUGUGUGUGUGUGUGUGUGUGUGUGUGUGUGUGUGUGCGCGCAGACUUCAUGCUCUUUUGGUUUUGCUUUCCUCUUCUGGCUCUGCAUUCAGCGAGGUUCUCUGCAUUCGGCGUCUUCCGUCGUCAAACGAGGCUGCCACGUUCGGAAUAACAAUCAGCUAAAUAAAGGAACAAACGCUUCUAUAAAUAACGCUGAGGCAGGUGGCUAAGAAAGACACGUUCGCUAGGCCCCGCCCCUUAAGAAUAUACUGACGGGGACAGCGGCACGCGGCCCCUUUCCCUCCACUGUAGGUGUAGCCUUGUUCUACCUUUCAGUAUUCUGAGCUUCAAGAUGUUUCCAGAACAUGGGUUUCUGUUUCACUCCCAGGCCUGAAGUCCCCCACCCUUUCCAUUUUUCGUGUUUUUCGUGUUUUUCGUUCUUGAUUUUGUUUCUUUGUAAUUGUUUUGGCUUUGUUACGCUUCAGCAUUUGCCCACAAGCUUUCCUCCAUGAAUAUAAAAAAUAUAUUGAAUUAAAAAAAAAAAAACAUUUGGCUUAUUUUUACUGUAGUUAGUCUUUUAUACAAUAAUCUUGUAAGAAAGUUUCUUGAAUUCUAAAUAUUACUCUUUCUAGAUUUUUGAAAUCAAAAGUUUUCAGUAAAAAAAAAAAGUUUCUUACUUUAUUUUACUAUAUUAGGUAGUAAAGAUGUAGGGUUAUUUACCAUAACCUGUCCAUUAUUAUCAGAAAUUUACAAAUAGCAACCUAAAGAACAUAGUAGGAUUGUAGUUGCAGUCUAGUAUGUAUGGGGUAUUGUAACAAGCUCAGUGGUUCAGAUGGUGUGCUUCUCAUCUAGGUCUCCAGCCUCCACUCUCGGUUGAUUAAAGACUCGUACCUGUGUCAAAAUUCAAGGUAUUGUUGAUGCACAUCACGACGCCAGCUGCAAGAAGUUCAAUGGUUUCUGUCUCUGUAACAGGAAAAAAUAUGUAUAUAACAUUUAUGUAGCAAUAAAUGUGCCAUUUUUUUAACAAAA